UAAGCCCUUAGCUUAGAGAGCAAAGAACCAUUAAUUUGAGUUUCAAAAAUGGCAACCACUCAACCACCACCCAAUAACAUCUGUUGUUUCAGUUAUCUUCAAUCCCUUUCUCAAACACCCCACAGGCUCAGAAAAAGAAUGUUAGCUACAUGGACUCCAGACCAAGAGCUCAAUCAAAUAAGGUUAAGAUCAGGUGCAGAUAUGAAAAGAAAAUUGAAGUGGUAUGACUUGGUAGCUCUUGGUGUAGGAGGAAUGCUUGGUGUUGGAGUUUUUGUGACAACCGGUCCAGUAGCGCGCAAAACCUCUGGUCCUGCUGUAUUUAUGUCUUAUAUCAUUGCUGGAUUAUCAGCUCUCCUUUCUUCUUUGUGUUACACAGAGUUCUCCAUUGAGCUUCCUGUUGCUGGUGGAUCCUUCAGUUAUCUCAGAAUAACUUUUGGAGAGUUUGUGGGCUACUUUGCUGGAGCUAACAUACUAAUGGAGUAUGUACUGUCCAAUGCGGCAGUAGCAAGAAGUUUCACAGUAUAUCUAUCCAGCACCUUUGGAGCAAUAGAUCACCCAAAUUCUUCAUGGUUAGUUGAAGUAGGUGGAUUGGCAAAAGGGUAUAAUAAGUUAGAUUUCGCCGCGGUUGCUCUUGUUCUACUUCUUACUCUCUGUCUUUGUUACAGUACCAAGGAGAGCUCUAUGUUGAACCUUGUGAUGACAGUCUUUCAUGUGAUCUUCUUUGGGCUUAUUAUAAUUUCUGGGUUUUGUUAUGGGAGUACCGAGAACUUAAUACAUCCAGGAGGAUUAGCUCCUUUUGGUGUAAGAGGUGUUCUUGAUGGAGCAGCAAUAGUUUACUUCAGUUAUAUUGGCUAUGAUUCUGUAUCAACCAUGGCAGAAGAGAUCAAGAACCCUUCAAAGUCACUUCCAAUUGGGAUUGUGGGAUCUGUUCUUAUUGUUUCUGUGCUUUACUGCUUGAUGGUCUUGUCUUUGUGUUUGAUGAUACCUUAUAAUGAGAUAUCAGAUGCUGCAUUUGCUUCAGCUUUCCAAAAGAUGCCUGGUUGGAAAUGGAUGAGCACCAUGGUUGGUGCUGGUGCAAGUUUGGGAAUUGUGGCUUCUCUCUUGGUUGCCAUGCUUGGUCAGGCUAGGUACCUUUGUGUUAUCGGAAGGGCUCGGCUCGUCCCGGUCUGGUUGGCUAAGGUUCAUCCUUCUACAGGCACCCCUAUGAAUGCAACACUCUUCUUAGGUAUCUGCACAGCAGCCAUUGCACUCUUCACAGACCUUGACAUAGUACUAGAGAUGAUCUCCAUUGGCACACUCUUGGUGUUCUACCUCGUCGCAAAUGCAUUAAUUUAUCGUCGCUAUGUUGUUAAUGUUGAUGAUGGAACCAAACAUCACCCACUUCUCACUCUCCUCUUCUUGUUGAUUUUCUCAUCAACCUCUGUUGGAUUCUCUCUAUCAUGGAAAUUGAAUGUACAAUGUUGGGGGGUGUCCUUAAUUGGUGGGGUUCUUAUCUCCAUUACUAUUUUCUUCCAUUACAUGGUCCCCUGCAUUAGUAGGCCAACUGAUCAGUGGUCUGUUCCAUUCAUGCCAUGGCCUGCUGCAGCUUCAAUCUUCCUUAAUGUCUUCCUUAUGACCACAUUAAACAAGAAAGCUUUCCUAAGGUUUGGAAUAUGGGCUUGUGUGGUCACAUUAUUCUAUGUCUUAUAUGGUGUUCACUCCACAUACCGGGCAGAGGAAUUGGAGACUAAUGAUGUUGAGGGGAACCGGCCAACCUCAUCUGCCUAGAAGCUGGUUUAAUUGGUUGGGCUCUAACACUAGCUGCUCAACCCAGGCC
This is a messenger RNA of Telopea speciosissima, 1816 nucleotides long. RefSeq names its product cationic amino acid transporter 6, chloroplastic-like. Bases 49 to 1767 code for a protein of 572 amino acids. NCBI's taxonomy places the organism in Eukaryota, Viridiplantae, Streptophyta, Magnoliopsida, Proteales, Proteaceae. The record is from RefSeq and is a predicted model, not a curated record. Gene Ontology annotation, biological process: amino acid transport; transmembrane transport. Gene Ontology annotation, molecular function: amino acid transmembrane transporter activity. Gene Ontology annotation, cellular component: plasma membrane. The transcript has 5 exons.